UUAAAUCUCAAUCAGCAGCGCUUAUUCGGUUUUGAAAGAUGAAAGUUACCAAAUAUUUUUAAUAUGAAAUAAACCGCUUACAUAAAUAAAGGAAAAAUAUAGUAAAUAAAGUUAUUAUGAUAAGAAAAUAAUCUCGCAUUUAUUACAUUAACUUUAUAUAGACCCGAGUCAGAAUUCAUAUUCAAGAUACCGCUUUUGUUUGGAGUUUAUUUGGAUUUGCGAAGACCGACUAUGGCAGAUCAGUCAUCUAUAAUGGCCUUAUUAAUAUUGGCAGUAGGAGUAACAGUUCAUUUUUCCUUACAUAAAGUUGAGGAAGGGCAUCUCGGGGUAUAUUAUCGUGGAGGAGCAUUAUUACCAGUUACAAGUCAACCUGGGUUUCAUAUGAUGAUCCCAUUAGUAACAUCAUUUAAAGCUAUUCAGACUACACUGCAGACUGAUGAAGUGAAAAAUGUACCUUGUGGUACAAGUGGUGGUGUCAUGAUUUACUUUGAGAGGAUAGAGGUGGUCAAUAAAUUAGAAUCCCACUGUGUGUUAGAUGUAGUUCGCAAUUUCACAGCAGAUUAUGAUAAGACUUUGAUCUUCAAUAAGGUGCACCACGAGUUAAACCAGUUCUGCAGUGCUCAUACACUACAUGAGGUUUAUAUCGACCUUUUUGAUCAAAUUGAUGAAAACUUAAGGACUGCUUUGCAAAGUGAUCUCAAUGAAAUGGCACCUGGACUAAAAGUGCAAGCUGUGCGGGUUACUAAACCAAAAAUACCUGAAACCAUCAGGAAAAACUAUGAGCUUAUGGAGGCGGAAAAGUCCAUGUUGCUCAUUGCAGCACAGCAUCAGAAGGUUGUUGAAAAAGAAGCAGAAACAGCAAGACGUAAAGCUAUAAUUGAAGCUGAAAAGGAGGCACAGGUGGCAAAAAUACAAUAUGAACAAAAAAUAAUGGAGAAGGAAUCUCUACAGAAAAUUGAACUCAUUGAAGAUAGCAUUCACAAAGCAAAACAGCAUACCAAGGCUGAAGCGGACUAUUAUAAUCUUAAAAAACAAUCUGAGGCCAACAAAUUCCUGUUAACAAGAGAGUACUUGGAAUUAAAGAAAUAUGAAGCACUUGCUCUCAAUAAUAAGAUUUAUUUCGGUAGUGAUAUUCCAAACAUGUUUGUGCAAGCCACUGUGGGUGACAAUGUACCAAAAAGUGUGACGGUUGAUUGAGUGAUACUCCAACUACGAAGAUGUGAACUAGUCAUUAAAUAGUGUUUUAAACUAUCUAUGUAACAUUUUGAGUGUUGUUUUCUGUUAUGAAAAUAAUAUAGCAAAGGCAUGCAGUGCUUUCAUAGAAUAUACAGUAUCAGGGUUAGUCUUAAGUGACAUUGAUGUUAUAAAUAAGUAUGCUGUAUAAUGGUUGUUUAACAUUUUCUAAAUUCUCCAAAAUAAUUUAUUGGCAGUUUUAUGUUCAAUGAAUAUAAUUUAAAAUAAUAGUUAAAAAAAUCCCUGGUAUCUAUACUUAUUAAUCAUUUUAUUUUAUGAUUCCAUACUCAAAUGGAAAAAAAAUAUUGUUUAUACAUGCCUGGACUAAUGAAGAACUUUGUACAGCCGUAAUAUUCAUAUGCUUUUGAAUAAAACUUUCUGUGCAAUUAGGAAGAAAAUAUAUCUUAUGUUUAUAAUUACUUAAUGAAUCAAUAAUAUGGAGGUACCAAUCUAAGAAUAUUUAAAUUUAUUACAUGUAGAUGAUAAAUAAAUCGAUAAAUUAUAGAAUAGUAGAAUAUGUACAUAGUCUCUUUACUUCAUAUUGUUUGUAGUUGGGUCACUUUAGACAUUCGAAGUUACACAAAGUCCCAACAAGCUGAAAAUCAGUGAAAUUGUUCAAAACAUAAUUAUAAACAAUGUAUAAAAGUUCCCCAUCAUUCAUUUAAAAAAAAAUUUUAUUCAAGGUCAAAAAAAUGAGUUUCUCACGAUUUUCAGCAAGCAAGUUUUAUCAUAAAAGAACCUCAGACAAAAAUUGUAGAUCAUAAAAUUAUCUAUAAAAAAUGUAUCAAUACUUUUUUUCUUACGAGCCACCGUUUCUGAGAUAUAACAAUUUAAAAAGUUAUAAAAGUUGUUAUCGUCAUAAUAUGCAAAUGUUUCCACUCCACCUAUGUUACAACUACGAUAACAACUUUUAUAACUUUUUGAAUCAUUAUAUCUCAGAAACGGCGGCUCGUAAGAAAAAAGUAUUGAUACAUUUUUUAUAGAUAAUUUUAUGAUCUACAAUUUUUGUCUGAGGUACUGAGGUAUAAACUUAUUUCUUUGACCUUGAAUAAAAAAUUUUCCAUACACGGGAAUGAUGGGGAACUUUUAAUCAUUGUUUAUAAUUAUGUUUUGAACAAUUUCACUGAUUUUCAGCUUGUUGGGACUUUAUGUAACUUCACUCUCAUUUUUUGGUCUAAAUUGACCAGACUAUUGUACUGAAACAAUACUUGUAGUUAUAGGUUUUCUAUAAAAAUAUAAAAUAUGGCUUGCUAAGAUUGUAAUUAUGAAUAGGGCAGGAAAUGUUGAGGACUCAAAUACAUAGCUACUAUGUAAAUAUGUGUUUUUAACAAUAUUUAAAAUAUUUGCCAUAUUAUAGCAUCUAAACCUCACAAAGCCAGUCUCACUUGACCAUAAUUUGUAUGUUUAUACUAAUCUCACUUUCCAUAGUCUAUACAUUAUAAAUAUUAGAUUAUAAAUGAAAAUAUAUUUAUGAAUACAUGAAUUAUUUAAUUAAAAACAUGACAAAUUA
This is a messenger RNA of Leptidea sinapis, 2743 nucleotides long. Its product is annotated as erlin-2-like. The transcript has 7 exons. Bases 232 to 1197 code for a protein of 321 amino acids. Gene Ontology annotation, biological process: SREBP signaling pathway. Gene Ontology annotation, cellular component: endoplasmic reticulum membrane; endoplasmic reticulum. Lineage: Eukaryota; Metazoa; Arthropoda; Insecta; Lepidoptera; Pieridae. Gene Ontology annotation, molecular function: ubiquitin protein ligase binding; cholesterol binding. The record is from RefSeq and is a predicted model, not a curated record.